Molecule: messenger RNA, 4489 nt
Organism: Larimichthys crocea (large yellow croaker)
Lineage: Eukaryota; Metazoa; Chordata; Actinopteri; Sciaenidae
Gene: stag3
Product: STAG3 cohesin complex component
Exons: 32
Coding region: 147-3782 (1211 amino acids)
Biological process (GO): sister chromatid cohesion
Cellular component (GO): nucleus; cohesin complex; chromatin
Molecular function (GO): chromatin binding
Source: RefSeq, a predicted model, not a curated record
CCCCUUCUCAGAGUACACCUGCCGGGUGUCGGCGCAGCUCCUCCCCGCAGCAACCACGGGGCUCCGGGUCCCCGACAGUGCAUAGACCGUGCAGAGCAGCACCAGCAGCCGGUGACUCCUCUGAUUCCUCCAACCUGUGACCUGAAAUGUCAAUGGGAGACUCCAACCUGGACAGUCUGGAGGAGUGGGAUGGCUUCUCAGAUUCUGGCAGUGACUAUGAGACCACGAUGAGAGCCACAAAGGGCCGAAGACAGGCAGUGCCCGGACCUCUGCCACCCAAGAGACCCAGGCGUAAAGCUGCAUUGAAGGUCCCCACUCCUCCGGACCCCUCCCUGCAGCAGCACCCCCGGGGGACACGCAGGCAGGCCUCUCCUAGACCUGUGAAAGACGUGAAUAAGGGGAACCAGGGCAUCAGUGCAGAGGACAUCUAUGAUGCUGUCCGCUCUGGAAAGAGCGCCAUGGUGACGGUGGUGGACGAGUGGCUGGACAGCUACAAGCGAAGCCGAGAGGCGGGGCUGCUGGUGCUCAUCAACUUCAUUGUGCGGUCCUGUGGAUGCAAAGGUGUGGUCAGCAGAGAGAUGUUUGACAGCAUGCAGAAUGCUGAGAUCAUCAGCACAUUAACCAGAGAGUUUAAUGAGGAUUCAGUCAACUACCCUCUGUCCAUCCCGGGCCCCCAAAUGAAGCGUUUCAAAGCGGGCCUGUGUGAGUUUGUCCAGGUUCUGGUGCGCUCCUGUCAGAACAGCAUCAUUUAUGACGAGCUCCUCUUCCCCUCGCUGCUGGCCCUGCUCACCGGCCUGUCUGACUCCCAGGUCCGAGCCUUCAGACACACCAGCACCCUGCUCGCCAUGAAGUUGAUGACUGCGCUGGUGGAAGUAGCUCUGACAGUGUCUGUUCAGCUGCAGACCACCCAGCGGCAAUACGACAUGGAGAACAGCAAGAGGGCGCAUGACAGAUCCUCUGACAGACUGGAGGAGCUGCAGGCCACCGUCAGCGAGCUGCGGGAGAACAGAGAGGAGGUGUUCUCCAUGAUGAACGGCAUGUUCCGCGGGGUGUUUGUGCACCGUUACCGGGACCUGCUGCCUGAGAUCCGGGUGGCUUGUAUCGAGGAGUUGGGCAUGUGGCUGAAAAACGAUCCCGAAGACUUCCUCAAUGACGGAUGUCUUAAAUACCUGGGAUGGACCCUGCACGACAAGCAAAGUCCAGUGCGUCUGCAGUGUGUACGUGCCCUGCAGGGUCUGUACCAGGAGAAGGAAUUCAUUGGACGCCUAGAGCUUUUCACUAGCAGAUUUAAAGAGAGGAUGCUCAGCAUGGUGCUGGAUAAGGACUCUGACGUGGCAGUGGAAGCGGUCAAUCUGUUACUCCUGAUCCAACAGGGCACAGAGGAAGGCCUCAGAGAACAGGAGUGUGCCCACAUCUAUCCCCUGGUUUAUGCUUCACACAAAGGCCUGGCGUCUGCAGCUGGCAGCUUCCUCUACAACAAGCUGAAAGGUGUGCUUACCAGUGUCAGCCAGGAGCAUCUGCCGAAGAGUGACAACGCAGCCUUCUUUCAAAUCCUCAUCUCCUUCUUCAUCCAGAGCGAGUUCCACGAGCACGGGGAGUACCUGGUGGAUAGUAUGUGGAGUGUGGCGGGAUCUGAGCUGAGAGACUGGGAGACUAUGACCGCAUUCCUUCUACAGGACGCUGGUCUAAUGUACGAGGAAGAGGGGGCUCUCAUAGAUCUGAUGAUGUGCGCCAUCAGACAGGCGGCACAGGCGACCCCACCUGUUGGGAGAACUCAGGGCAAGAAGAGCCUAAAUUCGAAGGAAAAGAAGGUCAUGGAACAAGACAGGAGACGUAUCACCACGCACUUCAUCCCCUUACUACCACAGAUUCUGGCCAAGUACUCAGCAGAUGCAGGGAACGUGAGCCUCCUUCUCAAAGCUCCCCUCUACUUUGACCUGGAGAUGUACACCAGCACUCGGCAGCUGGAGAAGCAUCUGGACCUGCUGCUGUGUCAGACGUGUGAUAUUGUGACGAAGCACACCGAUGCGAAAGUGUUGGAGGCCUGCGCCCACCUGGUCAACACCCUCUGCUCCGACCACUACACCUUCUCGUCCCGCUCACACCUGGCAUUCAGCCAGCUGCUGGACGGCCUGUGCGAGUGCUUCAACACCUACGUCAGUGACCUGCUGCAGGGUACCGCAGACGAGGAUGACAUCUACAGUGCAGCCACUGCACUGAAAAAGAUCGCAGCCCUGAGCAGCGCCAAGGACCCGACAGGCUGGAAGCUGUUCGACUCGUGUCUCAUGCUUCUGAAGAGCAGGCUGGAGUCCGGAGAGCUGGACAGUGAGCUCAUGGUUCCAGCUCUGAAGUGUGCGGCCUUCCACCUGAUGUGGGCUAAAGUGGAAGCAGUAAACUCGAUACCAGCCACGGCCGAACUGAAGCGUCUGCAGAAGGAGGUGCGCUCGUUCUGCAGAGUCUGUCAAGCCUGUCUGUCUCUGAACGAGACCCAGAUCAGAGACCAGGCGUUUGAGUUGCUCUGUGACUUGCUGCUGUUGUACAGUACGACCGCGGCUCGCUCUGAAAGCGCCCUCCAAUCGUUGGUCCACCUGCCGUCUGAUUCCCUGCGCUCUGAGAUGGCUGCUUUCGUUCUGGACUACAUCUUCUCUGACGCUGAAGAUACUGAGAUCAAUGUCGAGGAGGAGGAGGAGAUGAAGAUAGCUCUUCUCCAGAGGAAGCGCAACCAGCUGGCCGGCUACUGUAAGCUGGUCAUCUAUGGGGUGCUGGACCUUACCGCCGCCACCGUCGUCUUCAAGCACUACACCAAGUACUUUAAAGACUUUGGCGAUAUCAUUAAAGAGACUAUAAGCAAGAGCAAGCUCAUCAACUCGGUUCAGAGUGCCAGGACUGUGUGUCUGAGCCUGCAGCAGCUGUUCUCAGAGAUGCUUACGGAGCUUCACAGCCGGCAGGAUCUCGGUGAGAUUAGGGACUUGGCAAAGAGGCUUGCCAUGAGUUUUGGCAUCGAUCUCCGCAGUGUCCGCAAACCACUGAUGGCCCUGCACAUGGACGGUAUACGUUUUGCAUUUCGGGACCCACAGGAGGGAGAAGAGCAACCCCCCAAUGCGGCCUUCUUGGAGAUCCUCAGCGAGUUCAGUUUCAAGAUGCUGCAACAGGACCGAACCCAGCUGGCUGCGUUUCUGAAAUCAGAGUGUCCCACUGCUGCCCCCUCCUGGCCACCAGUCAGAGUCUAUCAGCGCUCCUUGGAGGUUCGCUCCGUUUCUAAACCCAGAGAGCAGGAGGAGCGCGGCGAUGCUGCCUCCUUACAUGACAGCCCUGUAGCUAAACGCAAGAGGACCACUGCUCAGGGUUCAGCAUCCAGCACAGUCAGAGGAUCCUGGUUAGAAAGCAGCAGCAUCCACAGCAGCCUGCACACCCCAGCCCUCACCUCCACCGCCCAGAGACAACCAGCCAAGCCAACAGCCUCCAGGAAGCCCAGAGACACAGAGUCUGAUAUCGGCAGAAGCCCGAUUGAGCCACUGUCUGAGGAGGAGUUCUCCUCAGGGCCCCAGAUGCGAAAAGUGAAGCCCACCAAACGUCACCAGCUGUCCUCCAGGUACAGCGGCUCCAACGUGGAUCAGCAAGAUCUGAACUCCAACCUCACCCUACUAUCUCUGUUUGAAAAUGACGAACAAGAAGAGCCUGAGAUCGAGGAUUACGAAAGUAACUCUGACCAUGAAUCUACUUAUACACUGCCCUCCACACGUCACACCUCAGCCAGUGUCCUUGACGAGCUCUUUGACUGAAGGCACAGAGACCUGGACCUUCUUUUUGAUUAAUACGUCUCUUCAAGUCUGCUGCAUUUUCAGAGAUUUCAGUAUGUUUGAGUGUAUUUCAGUAUUCGGCCCAUCUGUUCUUCUAAAUGACCCCUCACUGAGUUCAGAUCUAUUUCAGUCAUUCAUUUUUAUGGGGGGGAAGAAAAAGGCAAAAUGUUGAUUAAGUCUGGGGACGCCCUUUGUUUUCAUUCACUGUUAGAAAUGUUGAUGUUUUGAACAUGAAUACACCAAAUUUUCAAAAGAUGGGUUGAAAUUCAGUUAGAUCCCUGGAGGUCAGCAGCCAGAUGAAAUAUCUUUGUGUUUUGAAAUCAGUUUCAUUAUAUUCUGCAGUCUUGUUGACCUUUUUUUGAACACUUGUUAAUUUAAUUUAGUUUAUUAAAAUCUGCUUAAUUGAACAAAAUAACACUAAAUGUGUGUCUUUAAUAAAGCCACAAGGAAAGAUGUGAAUGAGUGAGCAUAACAGCAGCAAAAAUUCUUAAAUAUAAAAAAGCAGACUUGGUGCCAUUUAAAGAAUGCAGAUACUGUACGAUGUUACAUUUUUGUGUAUAAAUGAUUUUACUACACGAUGAGAACAAUAUGCUAGACGUCGGACUGCAGAAUAUAAAGGUUAAUUAGAAAACUAGAUCAAAAAAGAACAUCGUUUAAAACAUUAAAAGCAAUGCACUCAUCUGUCUUCA